This is a messenger RNA of Adineta steineri, 1228 nucleotides long. NCBI's taxonomy places the organism in Eukaryota, Metazoa, Rotifera, Eurotatoria, Adinetida, Adinetidae. The record is from the annotation of a GenBank genome assembly.
UUCCAAAUACUUUAUUCUUUUCGAAACAAAAUAUUUCUUCAUUUCAUUUUAAUAAAUUCUGUUCAAAAAAACAACAAACGAUUUUUUGUUAAGUCUUUUAAAAAGAAUUCAUUUUGAUUUUCCAAAUACAGAACUUCGUAUAAUUUAUAUUUUUUUAUCAAUAAGUUCUUUUGAAAAAUGAGCAAAAAAAUUAAAUCAAAUUUGAUUUUUCAUUAAACAUAUUUAUAAGCAUUUCAUUUAAAAUAAGUUUUUUCUUUUUCUUCGAUUAAAAACAACUUUUCUUCUUCUGCUUCUUUUCAUCGUAACCUUUUGUUUUCAUCAUUCUCUAGAAUCAAAAUUCAACAAAUGGAAACGAAAUGCCAUCACUGUAGCUGGUGGAAAUGGACAAGGAAAAGAAUUAAGUCAACUUAAUUACCCUGAAGGAAUCUUUAUUGAUGAUAAGAAAAAUAUUUUCAUUGUUGAUUCAUAUAAUGAUCGUAUAGUUGAAUGGAAAUAUAAUGCAAAAGCAGGACAAAUCAUUGCAGGUGGAAAUGGCAGAGGAAAUCGAACGGAUCAAUUAAAUCGACCAACAGAUGUGACUAUUGAUCAACAAAAUCAUUCGAUCAUUAUUGCUGAUUAUGGGAAUAGACGAGUGAUUGAAUGGUUAAAUCAAAACCAACAAAUUCUCAUUGACAAUAUUGACUGUUAUGGUCUGUCAAUGGAUAAAUAUGGAUUUCUUUAUGUUUCUUAUUUUGAGAAGCAUGAAGUGAGGCGAUGGAAAAUGGGAGAAUACAACAACGAAGGAAUUGUAGUGGCAGGUGGAAAUGGGCACGGAAAUCAACUUAAUCAACUUAAUUUUCCUAAGUUUAUGUUUGUUGAUAAAGAUCAAUCUGUUUAUGUAUCAGAUGAAGGCAAUCAUCGUGUGAUGAAAUGGGAAAAAGAUGCAAAAGAAGGAAAAAUUGUGGCUGGAGGAAAUGGUAAAGGAGAAAAUCUCAAUCAAUUGUCUUACCCUCAUGGAGUAAUUGUUGAUCAUUUUGGUCAGAUCUAUGUGGCAGAUUCUUCGAAUCAUCGAGUAAUGCGUUGGUGUGAAGGAAAAGAAGAAGGUGAAGUUGUUGUUGGUGAAAAUAGAAAACGAAAUCAAUCAAAUCAUUUGUUAGGACCCGGUGGUUUAUCUUUUGAUGAUGAAGAAAAUCUUUAUGUUGCUGAUCUGUAUAAUCAUCGAAUUCAAAAAUUUGAAAUAAUAUUGUGA